Molecule: messenger RNA, 1968 nt
Organism: Ilyonectria robusta
Lineage: Eukaryota; Fungi; Ascomycota; Sordariomycetes; Hypocreales; Nectriaceae
Exons: 5
Coding region: 1-1968 (655 amino acids)
Source: RefSeq, a predicted model, not a curated record
AUGUCGUCCGCCUCCGCUAAAACAGUCUCACCGGCGCGCAGGAGCUCGACGGCCACAACAGUCCCCUCGGAAAUCUUCAGCCAGGUGUCAGAUAUGGCACAUAUGGGAACACCGGAGUCAAGGCAAGUGUGUGAAACCAUUGGCUAUCCGGCGCAACGGAAGAGACAGGAGCCAUCUCCAUCCUCUCCGAGUGAGGGCAGUCCCAAAGACCAGCAUCAGCCGCAAAAGAAGCGGUCGCGGAAAGGGAACGACGAAGAAGAAGGCCAGAGUCCCGAGGACAAGAUGCUAGCGAAUCUUGACCUGAAAAGGUAUCUGCGGCUGGAUCCCCAGAAUUGUGAUAUUGAUAAGGAACGCCAGAGCGUCAUUGAGUCGGCCAUACUCCUCGCCAAGAGUGUGGCUAUGGCGGAGCCGCAGCUCAAACUGAACCGGGAAUGCCGUCCCAACUUUUAUAACCCUUCAAUGUAUCCAAGCGCCGAGUUUCUGCAUCUAUUGCUGCAUGAAUCCUCCAAAAGCUCCACACUCUCGUACUCUCUCGUACAUUUUUCAACUAUAUCCCAGCCACUAAUCGAGGAGAUGACUUUCUCUCUGAUCAAUUGCACUGUCCAUGGCCAGAAGAGGAUACAAUAUCUCAUCUGUGUUAACCAUGUGGCACAUGCUUUUCUCAUGGCCUUUUCAUCCGCCGCAAGCCGCGGCAUGCGCCAGCAACUAAGGCACUCUCAACAGAAGUAUCGCGAUAACAUGAUGACGACGAUUGCCCACCUUGAUACCGAAGUCCGACCAGAUAGAACGUUGAUGUAUGCUCUUCAGUCUGCGGCCAUGUUGAUGCAGGAAACCGGUCGAAUGCGACAAUGUUGGCGAUUCAACUCAUUAGCAUGCCAAGUCGGCGCCAUCAUCACUCAGAAUCCCUCAGCGACCAGGGAUACCGAAAGUGCGGACGAGAUCAAGUUGUUGCGCAUUACUUGCAUAAGGGCUUACGCUUUCAACUCGGCCUUAUCCGCCAACAUAUAUCAGCCAGCAUGCUCAGCAAAAUUGGACAUUGAUCGAUCUGUGUUGGAUACAGAAAAUCCAGAGGAUGCUGUGCUGGAAACCUUAUUGUCCUUUGCCGAGGUCCAGGAGGUAAUUAUCCAGGAAACGAAGAGUUGCACCAGCCACCAGCAGAGGUAUCAAAUGAACAUUGAACGAGUGGCAAGCCUCAAGCAUCAAAUGAGGAAAAUUCGGCUGAAAAUCGAAGAGUAUCGGGCAGAAUCUCGAUCUGCAACAGACGACUUUCUCCAAUUUGAGUGGCUCACUAUCGAUUUUGUCUUCUACUCCAUGAUGACAUCAAUCAUCCGCCUCGGUGCUACAGCGAACGACUCUCACGCACAUUUUUCAUGUUUGGAGAAUGCCCGCAAGUGUUUGUUCACCCUUAAGAACCUACUCGAAUCUUUAGACCAGUGCGCGAACCCUGACCUCUACGCAUGCUCUUUGGCCUGGGUCAUUCCAUUAUUCCCGUUGCGCCCGCUCUACUUUGUCUUCACCAACGUUGUCGCGACAUCCGACGCCCUCGACCUCAAAAUUCUCCAAGACGUGGCAAAAGGAUUGUCCAGAAGAAUCGACACAAAUCCUUCCAUCUUUGAAAUCCAUCGACUGUCUGUCUCCCUUAUUGACCUUUACACAAGCUACGCCGAUCGAGUCAUGCACUCGCUGGAAACGCAGCGCCCACAUAUGGCAACCCCGUCCACCCCAGGACAAAAUCAAGUAGCCGGCAAGGACCCGGAACCCAGGCAUCACAGGCCAAUACCAUCAUCACUCCUUUUCGGCUCUCAACUCGAUAAUGAGCUCGUGGGAGAGGUUUCUCGUGUUGACACCCCCUUCAACUCCGCCGAGAAUCAGCCACAUGAGAUGCCUCCAUGGGAUGCUUCUUUUUUCGAACAACAAAUUGAUUGGGACCUGUUCUGCGCUCAGCCCAUUCGGAAUAUUUUUCAAUGA